GAGAAUAGCCUGGAUGACUGGAUAGCUAGUUUGAACUUUGAACCGAUAAGAUUGACAACAAGCUCAAUGAUGAAUACUGCUCCAGUUGGCAUGCUCUCGAACAGGGGUCGCCUGUCGGCUCUCGCCUCAUCCUCUCAAAAUUUGAAGCGAAGCAGCUAGUCGUUCCCUCGUCUCUUCCUCGUCUUCCACCGCCCCUUUCCUCCCCUACGGCGGUGCACAACCUGUAUAAAUACCUGCUCUCCUCCUUCCCCUGCAAGCUCCGCCGAACCAAAGCCUCCCCUCUUCGAUUCCGAAUUCCCCCGUUUCCUCCAAACCAUCGCCCUCCUCCUCCGCCCAAACCCUAGGUCUCCUGUCCACCGCAACCCUCCCCUGCUGCUCGGCAUUUCCACGAACACCUUGCGCGCCUCUUCUCCCGCACGGGCGCCUUCCGCCCAGUUCUCGCCGCUACACCUUGUCCGCGCGCCCCCUCGCAAGCGACAGCCAUCCGCGACGAGAUCCGGGAGGCCGCACCGCCCACCCCCGCGAUGGACAGCUCCCCGGAAGCAGCGGCCAUGCAGGCGCUCAAGCUCCACGUAGAUGGCCACCACGCGGAGGCGCUGGACCGCGCCGUCGAACUCGCCCGCGAGCACCCCGGCACGCUCGCGCUCAACUUCGCAGGCUACCUCCACCAGCAAGCCUGCGCCAACAUGUCCCCCGACGACGAGGAGGCCAUAACCAAGAUGGCGUAUCACAUGCAGGCCUCCCUCGACGCCUUCUCCUACUGUGCGGAGACCGUCCCCAACUGCGUGGUGACCGCCGUCAACCACGGCAAGGCGCUGGCCGCCCGCGGGCAGUUCGGGGAGGCGCAGCAGGAACUGUUCCGCGCCCUCUCCCUGACUCACACCGACUUCGUCGACCCGGCGGUGCACAACGUGGGGUACGACGUGUUCAACGGCGCCACCGUGAAGCAGAGGAAGCAACACGCCCGGACCAUUGCCAGCCUCGUCUCAGAGGAGUUGGCGGAAACGAUCUGCGGCGAGGUUGUCCCCAGAGAGGCCCUGGUGUUGCUGAACCGCACCAAGCUUGGCGAAGAUUGUGCAAGUGCAGCAGGUCUUCUCGCGGAGACCUAUCCGUACUUGGCGCGCGCCCAUCAUCUCCGCGCAUACAUCGACUUGGAACAAGUCCGUGCCCUCGACCCGGCAAAGGACAAGAAGCUGCUUCUGCGCCGCACUCUCGGCUUGAUUCGUGACGCGGCAAAAAUCUUCAACGACUCGCUCGUGAUAGCCUUGUUCCACGCCAAGCUCUUGUUCGUCCUGAAUGAGUUUGAUGACGCGGAGAGAGAGUGCCGCCGAGCACUUAGCAUCGAGACGCCGAAUGACCCCAAUUUGGAUGACCUACCUCCUGGAGCCGUCAGUGGGGAAGAUAUGGAUGCCAGGGUAUCUUCUGUCAAGAAGCAGGUCCGUGUCUUACUGAAGCAGAUCGUAGUUGCGUGUGCCAUAUACUGGUGCUCUAUGAAAAGCACGCAGCAGGGCAAAGGCGUCAUAUCAGUGAGCGUUGACACUCUGCAUCAGCACUAUGAUAGAUCCGACCAGACGGCAGCAAAGACCAUAUCUGAUGCACAGCGCUUUGUCAAGAAGUUCGAUUCAUGGAGUUUCUGGAUUUGCCCCGCCCCCGAUUCCCAUUGUGAUGGCAAGAAGUUUAUGAACACUGAUUCGCUCUGGCAACACAUGUGCGCCAAGCACCGAGAUAAGCUCUGGAAUAACUUGCAGUCAAUCUUAGGUCCAGAACUUUGUGAAAUUACAUCAGAGGAUGAUUACUCAUUAGAUGGGAUAACUCUCUGUCAAGAUUCAGGCAAGCGUGACAUCUUCAGUUUACCAAGGAUGCAAGAUAUGUUUGAAUCCUUGCUACUUUGGCCAUCUAUUGGAAUAAUAGCUCCAGAAUCCAUUGCUGAAAUGCGACAAAGGAAAAGGAGAGAAGGAUCUGAGAUCCUUGAGAGCAUCAAGGAGAAGUUGAGGACGUUGCCUGCAGAUACACUUAGCACUGAGUUUGAGGAGUGUUGUUUUGGAGUACAAAAUUUGUGGCUUAAGUUCCUCGAAAUUUCUGUUGUGGAUUAUCGUGAAGUCAUCUUGCCCCUCGCGAGAUCAUUCCAAUGGAUAGAGAUGAAAAGAUGUAUUUCUCGGAAUGUAAAAGGUCCUCGUACGAUUAUUAGUAAUGCCAAUAUUGACGCUGUAUUCAGUAAAAUUGAUCACCAAGUGGAGAACCUAAAGCCUUCAUGCUCAGACGAGACACUUAUGGCUGAUGAAAAAUGUGAAGAAAGUGAAGUUGAUGUUGAAGAUAGCAAUUCUGGGACCUUGGUAAACCAAAGAUUGUCUGAUCCACCAAUUGGCAUCCCAGAAAACGGGACAGACCUAGCUUUAAGAAUGGCAGAAGUGGAACCAGACAAAAAAGGAACUUCUGACCAAUCUUUUGAUGAAAUGGCAAGCACCUCCAGCUGUCAAGAAAGUGCUAUUGUUUUCAACAAAAACGGUGCUGACAAAGACCUGUUUAACUUUAGCUUCAUCAUACAGUCAUUAUGCAAUCUGAGACACUUCAGAGAUAAGUUUCUAACGGAGCCACUUGUAUGGACCCCGUCUGUUGACAACCCCUGCAUGGCUCAGAUAUUUUAUGAAAUCUUCUCUUCCUGGGAAAAAAAUGAACGCUACCUAACGAAUAUUCUACUGAAUUACAUGAAGACCCUUCUCUGUGGACUUGCAGAUUGCACCAGUUUUUAUGAAAAGUUACAGGUUGGGAAAAUUUUUGCUUCUGAGAUUGUGGCCACAGUUCUCAUUGGAUUGCAUAUGUCAGAAACUUCUUCGCGAUUUAGUUUCAACAAGGUGACAGAAAGGCAGGUAGUAAACCCAAACACGUGCGGAGAUUGCAUAUGCCCAACACAUAAACUAUUUGGGAUCAAGUUUGAAGCGCAAAUGAGCUGUGGUUGUGGGAAGUGUUCUGAUGGAUACCUAUAUGCCACACUUUUCCAUAAACUUGAUGCUGGUUCACCUCAAACAACAAAGAUCAAGUCUUUUGCAGAUCUUCCGGUUCUAUUGGAUGAACAAUUCUGUAAGGAGAACAACUGCAAGGAUUGUGGAAAUCUGCAGGCUGUUGAGCUCUCUCUUUCAAACACGCCACACUUCAUUACAAUAGUUUUAAACUGGCUAGGUGGCAAUGAAAGCCAGGACACACUCUCUGAAGUGAUGGAUGGUCUAACAUCUCCCCUUGAGACCGAAUUCUUCUGCAGAAGUGCUCAUUCUGCAACUAUGUAUACUGUCACCUCCAUGGUAAUCAAAAAAGGAGGAGAAAGCAAUGAGUUAUUUGGUAUUGGUGCUAUUUGUUACUUCUUCCUUGACUGGUGCUGGAUGCUAUGUUAAUUUGGAGAUCUGUGUUAUGCAUCUUAAUUAUAUGCAUAGCCGUAUUAUACUCACAAGCUGAGAGAGGCCAAGUUGGUAUUACUCUGAAGACUGAAGCAAGGUUACUGUUUUUCUGGAAUAAAAUGGAACACAGUAAUAGGUGGCACCGUGACCAGGUUUAAACUGACCAGAUUACUAGGAUAUUUCUGUUGAAGUGGAUAACGGGUUCAAAUUAUGGUCCGUCGUUUCUGAGUUGGUCAUAUUAUAUAGUAAUUUGGGAGAUAUUUGCAAGUCGUUUAAUGGUCCUAUCUGAGUAAUAUGUUCUCUCGUUUACUUCACUGAUAUCAAAAUAUUUGGAAGAGUCAACAGAAUAAUUUCAGCAAGAAACAAUGCUGGUGUAAUCCUUAUGUUGCUGACAUUUUGUCUUUCAAAUGUUCCAUUGAUUGAACACUGGAUUGGUAACCUGGUUCGACCUUGUAACAUCUGCUGCUCUCACCAAAUAGCUGCAUUAUUUCCCUUCCCUUCAUAUCAAAUAGGAAAUGGUUUCAUCAAA
Messenger RNA from Brachypodium distachyon (stiff brome), 3918 nucleotides. RefSeq lists its product as uncharacterized. Bases 525 to 3386 code for a protein of 953 amino acids. Lineage: Eukaryota; Viridiplantae; Streptophyta; Magnoliopsida; Poales; Poaceae. The record is from RefSeq and is a predicted model, not a curated record. Gene Ontology annotation, molecular function: cysteine-type deubiquitinase activity; protein binding. Gene Ontology annotation, biological process: protein deubiquitination. The transcript is spliced from 11 exons.